AGCAUUAACCAUAUAUUUUUAGCCGAUAUAUAGUUAUUUCAAGGAUACGUGGUGAGACCACAAGAUGUCAGUGUUUAUUAGCAUGUCAUAUCCCAAGGCAGAUUGAAAUAAAUGAGAGCCGCGUCAAUGUUCAGUCAUUUCUUCACACCUCAAGCAUCAGAACUGAUACCUGGAGAUUUCAUUUUUCACUCGCCUUUAGGCACUUGUUGCAUUCUUCUCACACUUGUUAUUCAGUAUGGGAUUCUCAUACAAGUAUAGGAUCUUACAAUGGUGGAUAUGCAUGUCCAUGCACCUGAUUUACUUAAUUGAUGUUGUAAAUGGUCAAAUAAGUUAUGCAGUUUUGGAAGAACAAGAUCAAGGAAAAGUAAUAGGAAACUUAGCUCACGAUCUACGAAUGGACCCAAAGCAUCUCUUCAAUCGUAAGUUCCAGAUCACUUAUGAUACUAAGAUUAGGUAUUUUGAUAUUAACCCCAAAACUGGCACUCUUUAUGUUGCACAUAAAAUAGAUCGUGAAGAAUUGUGUAGCAGUAAUGUGGAUUGUGUGAUAAGACUGGGGAUUGUAAUGGAUAUGCCACUCGCAUUGUAUCAUAUUGAAAUAAAUAUCAUAGAUCUAAAUGACAAUGCACCCUUUUUCAGUAACAAUGGAAUCGUUUUAACCAUCGCAGAGUCAACUGAACCUGGAACUUGUUUUCCAUUAGAGGGCGCUUUUGAUCCAGAUGCCAGCUCUAAUUCUAUCUGCUCUUAUGUUUUAAAUCCAGAUGAAUUUUUUUACAUAGACUCACAUAUCAGUGAUUACAAAACAGCAUCUUUAGUGCUGGUUUUGAAGGAUGCUCUAGAUCGGGAGCAGCAGGCAAUCCAUUUUUUAACCCUUACUGCAACUGACUGUGGGACACCAAAACUGUCUGGGAUAACUCAAAUUAGAAUUAAUGUGCAGGAUGCUAAUGAUAAUCCACCCGUAUUUUUAAGUUCAGUGUACAGAGUGUCAAUACCAGAAAGUUAUCCCAAAGGUACUUUAAUUUUAGCUCUCAAUGCAACUGAUAACGAUGAUGGUGUAAAUUGCAAAAUUGAAUAUUCAUUCAGUAGCAUUGUGCCUAUCAGGGUUCAGCAGCUUUUUCACAUUGACUCAAUAAGUGGUGUUAUAAGCCUCAGAGGAUUCAUUGACUAUGAAGAAAAAACAUCUUAUGAAAUACAAGUACAAGCUAAGGACCAUGGGCAGCUGCCAUUAACAGGACACUGUAAAGUUAUAGUAGACAUAACUGAUGUCAAUGACAAUCCUCCAGAAAUUAGUGUGACUUCUUUAUCCAGUAUAGUUAAGGAGGAUGCUGAACCUGGUUUUGUAAUAGCACUUUUAACUGUUACUGAUAAAGACUCAGGCAAGAAUGGUCAGGUAACUUGUCAUAUACCUACCCACCUUCCAUUUGUUUUACAAAGCAAAUUCUCAAAUUACUAUUCUUUAGUUCUCAAAUAUACCCUUGACAGAGAGUCCAUGUCAGAAUACCAUGUUUCUAUAAAAGCCACAGAUUCCGGAUUCCCUUGCUUAUCUUCAAGUACUUCUAUAAGUUUUGUAGUAUUUGACGUUAAUGACAACCCACCAUUAUUCACACAGCCCUCAUAUUCAGUUUCUGUGCAGGAAAAUAUUAUUCCCGGGACAACAAUUACCCAGGUUUAUGCAUUUGACAUAGACAGUGGUGAAAAUGCUCAAAUUUCAUAUUUUCUGUUAUCAAGCACAGCUGGAGAUGUGUCUCCUCCUAGUUUAGUUACAAUUAAUUCUGAUUCAGGAAAGAUUUCUUCAGUCAACUCCUUGGAUCAUGAAAAACUGCAAAUGUUUUGUGUUGUGAUUGAAGCUAGAGAUAAUGGAACACCACCUUUAAGCAGUACCACUAGCCUCACUCUUUUUAUUCAAGACCAAAAUGAUAAUUUUCCCCAGGUGCUACCAUCUCUAUCCACCAUAGAAGUAUGGAGAACAGCCAAAGUUGGACAUGUAGUGACCAAAAUAAAAGCAUUUGAUCGCGAUUCUGGUUACAAUGCCUGGCUUAGAUAUGAAAUAGCUUCUCUCACAAACAGUUCCCUUUUUAGUGUUGGGCUUUAUACUGGUGAUAUCACUGUAUCACGAAUGAUUGAAGAAACUGAUGGAGAUUUGCAUAGUUUGCUGAUUACUAUAACUGACCAUGGAGAACCUUCAAAAUCCACCAUGACAGUUGUCACCAUCGCUCUUUUGCAGUCUAAAAAAGAACAGCUGGAUGAAAAUGUAAUGUUGGUAAAGAAUGAGCGGAUCAUUACAGACUUUAAUGGACAUCUCGUCAUAGCUAUAUCGUUUAUUUUCAGCAUGUUUUUGCUUAUUGGCAUAUCAUACACAGGGCUCAAAUAUUUCAAAGCCUUUAGAAGUUUAGAAGGGCAUUCUAGAGCUGAAGACCUUAGCUGCAUGAACAAUGACUGGACUCUAAUAAAAAAUCAAAGUAACUUUACUCCUUUGUACUUCAAUACUCAGUCAGCCACUAAUACCAUUCACAGUCAUGCUUGGGAUUAUUCAUCAGAUACAGGAUUUUUUGGAGGACGGCUACAGGACGAAGAAAGUACAUACAUGGUAGACAGUCAGGUAAGAGGAAUACAAAUUUGGUUGUCUUUAUGUUCAAAUCAUCCUAUUUUGUUUUUGCAGUAUAUAUUUUUUUCUGCAAUAUACUGAAUAAUUACAGAAGUAAGGCAAAUCUGUUUAAACAAAAUC
Rana temporaria (common frog) is the source of this 2722-nucleotide messenger RNA. RefSeq names its product protocadherin alpha-4-like. Gene Ontology annotation, biological process: homophilic cell-cell adhesion. Gene Ontology annotation, cellular component: plasma membrane. NCBI's taxonomy places the organism in Eukaryota, Metazoa, Chordata, Amphibia, Anura, Ranidae. Gene Ontology annotation, molecular function: calcium ion binding. The transcript has a single exon. The record is from RefSeq and is a predicted model, not a curated record. The coding region runs from base 236 to 2683 and encodes 815 amino acids.